AUGGGUAAUCGAGCAGCUCGAAAUCCUUAUCCUUAUCCUUAUCAAUCUGCAUACCCACCAGGUAUCAUUGAACAACCUUGGACAGUAACAACAUGGACUGACUAUUAUGUUCCUACAGUACGUGGACGUCAAAGACGACCUGUCAUUUAUAUUGGCGUUCCCUUAGGGGGAGGGAACCCUUGCGGUGGUUUUGGAAUGGGAUUUGGAGGUGGUCUUCCAUUAGGAGGAAUGGGAUUUGGAGGUGGUCUUCCAUUAGGAGGAAUGGGUGGUGGUCUAGGCUUUUCAGGAUUACCAAUGAUGACUGUCGGUUAUGGUGGUGGCAUUCCGGGCAUUGGUGGACUAGGUGGAUUAGGUGGACUAGGUGGAUUAGGUGGACUAGGUGGACUAGGUGGUGGAUUAGGUGGACUAGGUGGACUAGGUGGACUAGGUGGUGGAUUAGGUGGACUAGGCGGAUUAGGUGGACUAGGUGGUGGAUUAGGUGGACUAGGUGGUCUACCUCUCUUCUAA
This is a messenger RNA of Rotaria sp. Silwood2, 507 nucleotides long. The record is from the annotation of a GenBank genome assembly. NCBI's taxonomy places the organism in Eukaryota, Metazoa, Rotifera, Eurotatoria, Philodinida, Philodinidae.